AUGGCUUCUGACCUUCCAUUCGAGUUCGAUGAAUCCGACGAUUGCUGGGUCCGAAGUGGCGGUGACGGGGUGGCUGUGAAGUCACUGCCGAUGAAGAUACCGGAUUGGAGGAGGAUCCUGGGCAUGGUGUACCAGCAGGUUGAGCGAGCCCCACAAGACAGCGACUAUAAUGCGGCAUGGUCGGUGGAGGAGGACGAGGAUGAGUACUUUGGCCUGCCGCCGCAUGUGUACUUGGCAAGGACCAGAGGGGAGUCCCGGUGGGGGAGGAGUGUGAAGGGGAGAGAUUUGUGUAGACUCAGAAAUGCUAUUUGGAAACGAAUUGGUUUCGAAGAUUAA
Molecule: messenger RNA, 336 nt
Organism: Ipomoea triloba (trilobed morning glory)
Lineage: Eukaryota; Viridiplantae; Streptophyta; Magnoliopsida; Solanales; Convolvulaceae
Exons: 2
Coding region: 1-336 (111 amino acids)
Source: RefSeq, a predicted model, not a curated record